This is a messenger RNA of Penicillium verrucosum, 1323 nucleotides long. RefSeq names its product mitochondrial 37S ribosomal protein bS1m. Gene Ontology annotation, biological process: mitochondrial translational initiation. The record is from RefSeq and is a predicted model, not a curated record. Gene Ontology annotation, cellular component: mitochondrial small ribosomal subunit. Lineage: Eukaryota; Fungi; Ascomycota; Eurotiomycetes; Eurotiales; Aspergillaceae. The transcript has 2 exons. Gene Ontology annotation, molecular function: structural constituent of ribosome. The coding region runs from base 1 to 1323 and encodes 440 amino acids.
AUGGCCUCCGCCAGGCUAUCGCCAACGGCGAACUUGCUGCGAAAUUCGCGUCUGUUCGCACUCCCUAAAACUCUCAAGGGCCGCAAUGACCUAACGUCGAGAGAAUCCGACACCGCAACUCUGCCUCACCCCGUCCGAGCCUCCAUCGUUACACCACAAUCAUCACUAGCUCGAGGCGAUUGGGGAUUGAAACGACCUUUACCGGCUAAGUCGACAUCGGAGAAAUCAUCGAGACCUGUUGUCAGGGUGCACGCUCUCGAUACCUAUGAACAUGUCACCGACUUCGAAUCCGCCGCAGAUCACACUGUGACCCUCGAGAAGUUCCAGGAACUGCACAUGCCUAUGUCUCUCCCCUCCAAAGUCAAUUAUGCUACAAGUGUUGUGCCAAGACAUCAAAGUCCAUUCGAAACGCAUCUAGAUAACACCGAGACCAGCCAGGGUCUCCAGGAACCUGGUGCCAAACAAUUCAGACACACCGGCCCUUGGCUUGCUGGGCAGACAGAGGCUGAGUUCGCAGAGUACUUGAAGCAAGUGACUCGCAAUAAACCUGAACUCCUGCAGAAGCUUCGUGAGCAGUUUGUCGCUAAGCGGUCUGCCGAGAUCCGGAAACUGGCACAGGAUAAUGGAGAGGACUUGGACACCCAACCCGCAAUUGUCACCGAUGCGGAGUUCAAUGCCUACAUUAAGACUUUGCGAAACGACCCAUUCGCUCUCGGUCCUGUGCUGUCCUCAUUCGAAUACGCCGUCUCAGGACCCCCCAAAACACACCCAUCUGGCGGUCUGUCCUACACGCGAUCACACGCCCUGAUUCACAACCAUGCCCAGUUUGGCCCACAAGCCCACCAGCGCCCUGUGGAGGCUCGCAUCUUGCGCCCCAAGGGCCGCUUUAAGGGACGCAUGGCACGUGCCCUUGCAGGUAUCGGUGGUAUUGCUGUCGAAGAUUUGAAUGCUAUGACCUUUGUGGAGCAAGGCACACCCCCCGGUCUGACUUUCUUCGAUGCAUCCAUCCCUGGUGGAGGUAAAUACUGGGUCACUCCCAUCCGGGCUUCGGUUGACUCCGACGGCCGUAUUGGCCUUUCAUCUUAUCGCGCGAGUGCAACCGCCAAGGCUCCUUACGGAAUCGAAGACUACCACAAGCCGACCACCUUGACCAUCUCCGAUGUUGCCAAUACCCCAUCCCCGAUAGUCCCAAGAUUGGACAGACAGCCAUUCGGCCAGCCUCGGUUCCAGCCUUCCGGGGAGAACCGGACCCGGAGGCAACCCACGAAGGGGACAGAGGACGUCGCACGCAGCCUUCUCAAUAACCUCAACUCUAAGUCGUAG